GGGAGCUACGCAGCAGCCAAGGCCGGCGAGUGGUUGUGGGGGUGACAGGGAAGGUGACAUGAGGGCAGCAUCCCCUCCAGCAGCAGAGAGAAAGCCUCUCUGCUUGGCCAAGGCCGGGACGCUUCUCCUCUGCUCCGUCCCCAUCUCAAGGCUCUUGAGUUUGAGCUGGUGGGUUGGCAAUGAGCCUCCUGUGUGCCCAAAGCUCCUGAGAUAGAUCUGAAGGUUGUGGCCCCCCCGGAGCCCUGUGUUUGUGAGCCUGAUGGCAAGAGGCAAAGUCAGGGGCAGAUUGGUGCUGUGCCCGUGGUGUGCAACAGGAGAGCUGGGUGCUGCCCUUGUGUUGUUUCUGUAGUGUGGGAAAAGCCCUUUGGAGCUAGGCCUGGAGCAGGACCUCCCAGCACCCCCAGGGCUUCCUCUUAGCAGAACUUUUAAAUCCUGGUGUUUGUGUGUUUGAAAACAAGAGUUCCUGUCAUGCACCAGCAACCAGUGUGACCGCUCGUCCCUCGGCUGGUUCUCCCCGGCCUCCUGGGGACCUCCUGGGGCAGCAAGCUCAACUCAAGGACUCUUGCCUUAACCUCAAAUUUGAAGAGCCUACUUUCAAUCUGUAAUUAAAAGCCUCUUGAGGAGCAAAACUCGGGAAAGGGAGGAAGACAUUCAGUCUCUUGGAUGAAGAGAAGCAUUUAUAUCCAAUCCCAUGACCCUUUGAUCCAACUGGUGCCUGUUUGUGUUCGGUGCUGCCUCCUGAGCAGCCUGAGCCAUGUGUCUGUCCCCAUACCUGUGCCUGGAGCAUCCAGCAGUCCCGGAGCAGCUCGGGUAGGACGUCAGAGCAGGAGCAAAUGAGGUCAGAUGAGCAUUGGGAUCCUCUGCAAGUAUCCAGGGACGAUUGUUUCCCAUCCGGCUCCCUGGCCGGAUCAUCUUCCCUCCUCGCAUAGUUUCAGUUUCCCUGCCUGCCCGGUGUCACUGCUGGCUCCUCUAGCAGAGGCUGAACGUGACUUCCAUGGUGCAAAAGUCAUCUUUGUGCCUCAGUUUGUAGUGGGGCUCCUUCUUUCCUGGAGACACGGCUGUCUGAGGGACUUGUAAAUCUUCCUGGGAGGGUUUGGGCAGCAGCCCCGGGCUGCAGGUGGAAGGAAACUAUAGGGAUCAGCAUCGUCUCUUCAUGUGACAAGGUGUGAGAAACUGGAAACUGGUGUGAGCUGCCCCGUGGCUGCAGGUGGGAGCCAAGGCCACGGUGGUGAGAGGAGCUGCAGAUCCCCAGGCAGUCAGCAGCUUCCCCACGGCAUCGCUUCACCGACCCCUUCAAGAACCUGUGUGGCCCUGCUGUCAGGAGUGUGAUCUGCAGCAGCCUUGCUGGCUCUGGUGCUUUUUUGCCAAUCUCUUUGAACCCUGCAGGGGCUCAGACAGAAACACGGCACUGGCUGUGUGGUUUCUGUACCUACAAAGGGUUAGCACCCUCAGGACAAUGUUCCUCCUGCUUUCCAGCCCUGUGGCUCUGUGCUUCCCCAUCUGAAGCUGCGGGACAUCCUCUUGCUGCAGGAAGGACUCCUGCCCUGCUUUUUUGCCCACAGCAGAGGAUGCUCUCGAGCAUCUGGUGCUGCAUUUUAAUUCCUUUUUGUGUGCUGUUAAACUACAGCUGAGCACCCUGUUUCCUUCCUGGUUCGUGCACCUACUUACUUCCCACCGGCAAACUGGAAACCAGCAGAGUACAUGCGGUACCGGUUCAGCGUUCCCUCCCUUCAUCCCCGCGCUGCUGCCUGGUCGUGCGCCGAGGAGGGAAGGAAAGAGCUCCAUGGCAGGACAGCUUUGCCAGGGAUGAAGCCUGUGGCAUGCUUGCUCUUGGGAUUCUCUUUUGCACGUCGCGUGGAGCCGAGAACAGCGAGUCGAGCUGUGUGGCUGGCUGCAAACUAGGAAUUACAUACGGGACUGCCCUGCCCGCCUUUUGCAUCGAAGAUGGCGGGUGGCGUGGACGGCCCCAUAGGGAUCCCGUUCCCCGAUCACAGCAGCGACAUCCUCAGCAGUUUGAAUGAGCAGAGAAACAACGGACUGUUGUGCGACGUGGUCAUCUUGGUGGAAGGCCAGGAGUUCCCCACCCACCGCUCCGUCCUGGCAGCCUGUAGCCAGUACUUCAAGAAGCUCUUCACCUCAGGGUUAGUGGUGGACCAGCAAAACGUGUAUGAGAUAGACUUUGUGAGUGCAGAUGCCUUGUCGGCUCUGCUGGAGUUCGCUUACACCGCGACCCUCACUGUCAGCACUUCCAACGUCAACGACAUCCUCAACGCCGCCACACUGCUGGAGAUCCCGGCGGUAAGGGAUGUUUGUACAGAUCUCCUGGACAGGAAGAUUCUGGCCAAAAAUGACCAGAUGGAUACAGUAGAUCAAAUUGAUCAGAGGAACCAUCUCAGAGCAAAAGAGUACCUGGAGUUCUUCCAGAGCAACCCCGUCAAUGGCCACCAAGGCAGCUUUCCGUGGACCAACCCAGAGUUGAGAGACCUUCAGAAACUGAACUUCCAAUGCAAAGAGGAGGAGGAGGAGCUGGACUGCAAUGGCAUGGACUUCUACUCGCAAGCCUCCCUAAAUGAAAGACCAAAGGCGAAUGACUGUGAUCCUGACAGCAACCCAGCCAUGUGGCUGGACAGAGAGGAGGAGGAGGCGGCGGCGGCGGCAGCUCCUGGCUCCUUGUUUUCACCUUCUCAGAACGGACAUUACAGCAGCCGUGGCCUGCCCACACCAGGAGAAGAGGAGGGGACCCCGGGGGGGCCUCUAGACCAGCAGGAAGCCGGCGACUCUCCCAGCUUCGUUCCUGUUGGAUCGGAGAUGGAGGAUGACGUGAAGGUGGAGGAUGGCUUGGCUGCCAGUGCCCUGCUGCAGCAAAUGAUGAAUUCCGUGGGGAGACAGCAGCUCGGGGAGGAUGACCGAAAGGAUGACGACGGGGUCAUGGAUUAUUACUUGAAAUAUUUCGGCAGUUCGAGUGAGGGCGAUGUCUAUCCGUCCUGGUCCCAGAAGGUGGAGAAAAAGAUCAGGGCAAAAGCAUUCCAAAAGUGCCCCAUCUGUGAUAAGGUGAUCCAGGGGGCUGGCAAGCUGCCACGCCACAUCCGCACCCACACUGGGGAGAAGCCCUACGAGUGCAACAUCUGCAAAGUCCGAUUCACCAGGCAGGACAAGCUGAAGGUCCACAUGAGGAAGCACACGGGGGAGAAGCCGUACUUGUGCCAGCAGUGCGGCGCCGCCUUCGCUCACAACUACGACUUGAAGAACCACAUGCGCGUCCACACCGGGCUGAGGCCCUACCAGUGCGAGAGCUGCUUCAAGACUUUCGUCCGCUCCGACCACUUGCACAGGCACCUUAAAAAAGAUGGAUGCAACGGGAUUCCAUCCCGGAGGGGCAGGAAGCCCCGGGUGAGAGAUGCUGCCGGGGGUUUGCCUCCUACCCCGACGGGGAACCCCGAAGAUGGAAGUUUUCAAGCCGGUGGGGAGAGUCAGGAAUCAGAGGACACCCUGCAGGGGAACGGGCAGGAGCAGCAGCACUUUGAGGAGAAUUCAAAUAAUGAAGCAUCAGGAUUGAAUGUAGCAGGAGGGUCGUCUGAGGGUAACACGCAAGGACUCUCCUAAACCAAAAAAAAACAAAAGAAAACAAACAAAAACAAAACAAAAAGAAAAACAAAACAGAAAGUGUCACAAAAUCUAGUUAGUACUUUUCCUCCGAUUUUUCUCUUUAAAGAUGUUUCUCUCCCUUUUUUUAAGAAAAAAAAACAGAAAAAAAAAAAAUAUAUAUAUAUUAUGUUUCCAAUCUUCCCAUCGUAAGCAGGGCUCCCCCAAGGAUCCCUCAGUAGCCAAGGACCUUUUUGUGGCAAGGCAGAGGCUAGGAAGCACGGGGUGGGGAUGGAAAGUGGCUCUGUGGCAUGGAAAAGAGCUUCCAUGUAAAUCCAAAGCUUUAUUUUGUGUCCAAACACACGUUAAAAAAACAAAACACACACAAAAAAACAAACAAAAACCUAUUUCAGAGAGAGAUC
Molecule: messenger RNA, 4004 nt
Organism: Calypte anna (Anna's hummingbird)
Lineage: Eukaryota; Metazoa; Chordata; Aves; Apodiformes; Trochilidae
Gene: ZBTB7A
Product: zinc finger and BTB domain containing 7A
Exons: 5
Coding region: 1945-3603 (552 amino acids)
Biological process (GO): regulation of transcription by RNA polymerase II
Molecular function (GO): DNA-binding transcription factor activity, RNA polymerase II-specific; RNA polymerase II cis-regulatory region sequence-specific DNA binding; protein binding
Source: RefSeq, a predicted model, not a curated record